AUGACAUCAGUGACCAUGAAACACGUUGUUCAAAGAACCAUGACGUCUUAUUUCCUCAGCACACACAAUGUGAGUUAUGCUACAGUUCUUCCAUCAUUUUUUAGGUUCAAGACGACUGCUCACAACAUCUCCAUUGAGUCAAAUUCCUUCAGUGGACUCUCCUCUCUGAAGUACCUGUCCCUGAGAGGCGUCAGCAUCGGUUGCAUUGAGGCAAAUGCUUUCAGUAGGCUCUACAAUCUCCAAACACUGUACCUGACAAACGUUACCAUCGGUAACAUUGAGUCCAAUGCGUUCAGUGGGAUGUCUUAUCUCUACGUAAUGAGAAUGAAAAGUGUAAGCAUCGGCACCUUAGAAUCGAAUGCCUUCAGUGGGCUCUACAGUCUCAACACACUGGAUAUUGGUACUGUUAGCAUUGACUCCAUUGAAUCAAAUGACUCUACGGGACUCUCCAGUCUUCUAAGCCUGUAA
This is a messenger RNA of Acanthaster planci (crown-of-thorns starfish), 468 nucleotides long. RefSeq lists its product as uncharacterized. Gene Ontology annotation, cellular component: extracellular matrix. The record is from RefSeq and is a predicted model, not a curated record. NCBI's taxonomy places the organism in Eukaryota, Metazoa, Echinodermata, Asteroidea, Valvatida, Acanthasteridae.